Xiphophorus maculatus (southern platyfish) is the source of this 2483-nucleotide messenger RNA. RefSeq names its product gastrula zinc finger protein XlCGF57.1-like. The coding region runs from base 119 to 2332 and encodes 737 amino acids. Gene Ontology annotation, cellular component: nucleus. The record is from RefSeq and is a predicted model, not a curated record. Lineage: Eukaryota; Metazoa; Chordata; Actinopteri; Cyprinodontiformes; Poeciliidae. The transcript has 2 exons.
CCAAGUCAUCUUCCAGGAAACUGCUGAAGCUGAGAACCAAAAUCAGGAAAGAAGAAAACCUUUCUCAUGUGUCAUCUGUAAGAAGCGUUUGACUUCAAAAUCUGUUUUUGAUAUUCAUAUGAGAACUCAUACGGGUGAAAAGCCGUUUUCAUGUGUGAACUGUGGAAAAAGUUUUCGUCAAAAACAGCAUUUAUCUCGGCAUAUGAUGAUUCACACUGGUGAAAAGCCGUUUUCAUGUGUGACCUGUUUAAAAAGUUUUAUUCGAAAACGGGCUUUAACUCAGCACAUGAUGAUUCAUACUGGUGAAAAGCCGUUUUCAUGUGUGACCUGUGGAAAAAGUUUUAGUCGAAAACAGCAUUUAACUGGACACAUGAGAACUCAUACAGGUGAAAAGCCGUUUUCAUGUGUGAAUUGUGGAAAAUGUUUUGGUUAUAAACUGGCUUUAACUCAGCACAUGAUGAUUCACACUGGUGAAAAGCCGUUUUCAUGUGUGAACUGUGGAAAAAGUUUUGGUUAUAAACUGGCUUUAACUCAGCACAUGAUGAUUCACACUGGUGAAAAGUCUUUUUCAUGUGUGAACUGUGGAAAAAGCUUUAGUCAAAAAACACAUUUAACUAAGCACAUGAUGAUUCACACUGGUGAAAAGCCGUUUUCAUGUGUGAACUGUGGAAAAAGCUUUAGUCAAAAAACACAUUUAACUAAGCACAUGAUGAUUCACACUGGUGAAAAGCCGUUUUCAUGUGUGAACUGUGGAAAAAGUUUUAGUCAAAAACCGAGUUUAACUGAGCACAUGAGGAUUCACACUGGUCAAAAGCCGUUUACAUGUAUGACCUGUGGAAAAAGUUUUGGUUAUAAACUGACUUUAACUCGGCACAUGAUGAUUCAUACUGGUGAAAAGCCGUUUUCAUGUGUGACCUGUGGAAAAAGUUUUAGUCAAAAACCGAAUUUAACUCAGCACAUGAUGAUUCACACUGGUGAAAAGCCGUUUUCAUGUGUGACCUGUGGAAAAAGUUUUAGUCUAAAACAGAGUUUAACUGAGCACAUGAUGAUUCAUACUGGUGAAAAGCCGUUUACAUGUGUGAACUGUGGGAAAAGUUUUAAUCGAAAACAGAGUUUAACUCAGCACAUGAUGAUUCAUACUGGUGAAAAGCCGUUUUCAUGUGUGACCUGUGGAAAAAGUUUUAGUCUAAAACAGAGUUUAACUCAGCAUAUGAUGAUUCACACUGGUGAAAAGCCGUUUUCAUGUGUGACCUGUGGGAAAGGUUUUAGUCAAAAACAGAAUUUAACUAAGCACAUGAUGAUUCACACUGGUGAAAAGCCGUUUUCAUGUGUGACCUGUGGGAAAAGUUUUAUUCGAAAACAGAGUUUAACUAAGCACAUGAUGAUUCACACGGGUGAAAAGCCGUUUUCAUGUGUGAACUGUGGAAAAGGUUUUAGUCAAAAACAGAAUUUAACUAAGCACAUGAUGAUUCACACUGGUGAAAAGCCGUUUUCAUGUGUGAACUGUGGAAAAAGUUUUCUUCAAAAACCGCAUUUAACUAGGCACAUGAUGAUUCACACUGGUGAAAAGUCAUUUUCAUGCGUGAACUGUGGAAAAAGUUUCAGUGGAAAAUAUAAUUUAACUGAGCACAUGAGGAUUCACACUGGUGAAAAGCAGUUUUCAUGUGUGACCUGUGGAAAAAGUUUUUUUCAAAAACAUGACUUAACUCGUCAUGUGAUGAUUCACACUGGUGAAAAGCAGUUUUCAUGUGUGACCUGUGGGAAAAGUUUUAUUCGAAAACAUGAUUUAACUCAGCACAUGAUGAUUCACACUGGUGAAAAGCCGUUUUCAUGUGUGACCUGUGGAAAACGUUUUAGUCAUAAAGCGAAUUUAACUAAGCACAUGAGGAUUCACACUGGUGAGAAGCCGUUUUCAUGUGUGAACUGUGGAAAAUGUUUUAUUCAGAAAUCAAAUUUAACUACGCAUCUGAUGAUUCACUCUGGUGAAAAACCAUUUUCAUGUGUGAACUGUGGAAAAAGUUUUGGUGACAAACGGAAGUUAACUCAGCACAUGAGGAUUCACACUGGUGAAAAGCCGUUUUCAUGUGUGACCUGUGGAAAAAGUUUUAUUCGAAAACAGGAUUUAACUGAGCACAUGAUGAUUCACACUGGUGAAAAGCCGUUUUCAUGUGGAAAUUGUGGAAAAAGUUUUUGUCAAAAACAAAAUUUAAUUCAGCACAUGAGGAUUCACACUGGUGAAAAGCCUUUUUCAUGUGUGACCUGUUUAAAAAGUUUUAGUAAUAAACAUAAUUUAACUAAGCACAUGAUGCGUCACACAGUUGAAAAGCUGUAGAAUUAUGUUCCAUGAAUGUCCUAUGUUGUAUUUGUUAAAUGUGAUCAUUUUGAUCUUCACAUUUGGAUACUUGUAGAUGUUCAACCAUGACACAUUUUCCUUCUUUGAUGUUUUAUUUUUCUGGUAUAUUCUGUAUCAAAAAACAAUAAUG